AUGUCGGACAAAAUCACCGGCAAAAACCUGUCCUACGACACAAACAUCCCGCCAUUUCUGCGCGCUCUCCAAGCACAAGCAGCAGGGAACGGAGGCCCAGAUGAGAUCCUCUCGAAAAGGCGACGGGCGGGCAAGAAGCGCACCGACAGCGAAGAGGCAGAAGACGCGCCGCUGGUCGUGGAUGACGACGGCAAUGUUGUCAAUGUACGGGUGGACAAGGAUGGCGGCGUCGAGGCGGAUACUUUGAAGAAGGAUGGAGUAGAGGAGGAGGGGGUAGGGAAGGAUACCAAGGAGGAGAAGAGGGAGACGGAGAAGAUUGCUGGGAUUGGGGCGAGCAAGAAGAGGAAGGCUGGCAAGGUUGUUGGCGGUGAUGCAGACGACGAUACUGUCGCCGAUAGGAUCGUGACGAAGGGUGAGAAGAACGGUGACGACGACGAAGGCGCCAAGAAGAAGCCUGCUAAGAAGAAGGGGAAGAAGAUUAAGCUUAGCUUCGAUCCAGAAUGA
Molecule: messenger RNA, 504 nt
Organism: Colletotrichum abscissum
Lineage: Eukaryota; Fungi; Ascomycota; Sordariomycetes; Glomerellales; Glomerellaceae
Exons: 1
Coding region: 1-504 (167 amino acids)
Source: RefSeq, a predicted model, not a curated record